Molecule: messenger RNA, 678 nt
Organism: Lolium rigidum
Lineage: Eukaryota; Viridiplantae; Streptophyta; Magnoliopsida; Poales; Poaceae
Product: casparian strip membrane protein 1-like
Exons: 3
Coding region: 1-678 (225 amino acids)
Source: RefSeq, a predicted model, not a curated record
AUGAGCACCAGCGAGGCUGCCACCGUCCUCCCCGUUUACGACGUCGCCCCCGGCCAGGGCGAGCCCUCCAAGGCCCCAGGGGCGGCGGCCCCCUCCGCGCCUCCGGCUGCCCCGACCGCGGCCACCAAGACAACGGCGCGCAGUUUUCCCAUGCGGUUGUUCCACCGGAGCGACCGCGGCAGCCGUUGCAUGGCAUUCCUGGACUUCCUGCUGCGGAUCGCGGCGUUCGGACCCCUGCUCGCGGCGGCCAUCGCCACGGGCACGUCCGACGAGACGCUCUCCGUCUUCACCGAGUUCUACCAGUUCCGCGCCCGAUUCGACGACUUCCCGGCAUUCCUGUUUCUCCUGGUGGCGAGCGCGGUGGCAGCGGGAUACCUGGUGCUGUCCCUCCCGUUCUCCGCCGUCAUCGUACUGCGUCCUCAGACCACCAUACUGAGGUUUCUCUUGCUCGUCAGCGACACGAUCGUGCUCGCGCUGCUGACGGCUGCGGCGGCGGCGGCGACCGCGAUCGUGGCCCUGGCGCACAACGGGAGCGAGCGCGCCAACUGGGUGCCCAUCUGCAUGCAGUUCCAUGGCUUCUGCCAGCGCACCAGCGGCGCCGUCGUCGCCUCCUUCCUCUCCGUCUUCAUCUUCGUGCUCCUCGUCGUCCUCGCCGCCUUCGCCAUCAGGAAACGCUGA